GACCGCCGGAGCCCGCAGCCGGGAGCCCGACCGCCCCCGCCGCCGAGGUUCCUGCCUGAAUCCCAGCUUGGGAGCCCCCAGCUGCCUGCUGCCACCCCCAACCCCAGCCCCCCAUCACCAUGCACUCCUUGGACGAGCCGCUCGACCUGAAGCUGAGCAUCACCAAGCUCCGGGCGGCGAGAGAGAAGCGGGAGAGGACGCUGAGUGCGGUCCGGCACCGAGCUCUGCACAGGGAGCUCGGCCUGGUGGACGACAGCCCCACCCCGGGCUCCCCGGGCUCCCCACCCUCAGGCUUCCUGCUGAACCCCAAGUUUCCCGAGAAGGUGGAGGGGCACUUUUCGGCAGCCCCUCUGGUGGACCUCAGCUUGUCGCCACCGUCUGGGCUGGACUCCCCCAAUGGCAGCAGCUCACUGUCCCCUGAGCGCCAGGGCAACGGGGACCUGCCUGCUGUGCCCACCGCCCCGGACUUCCAGCCACUGCGCUAUCUGGACGGCAUCCCCAGCUCCUUCCAGUUCUUCCUGCCUCUGGGCUCCGGGGGGGCCCUGCACCUGCCUGCUUCCUCCUUCCUCACCCCCCCCAAGGACAAGUGCCUCUCGCCAGAGCUACCCCUGCCCAAGCAGCUGGUGUGUCGCUGGGCCAAGUGUAACCAGCUCUUUGAGCUCCUGCAAGACCUGGUGGACCAUGUCAACGACUACCAUGUCAAGCCCGAGAAGGAUGCGGGGUACUGCUGCCACUGGGAGGGUUGUGCCCGCCACGGCCGAGGCUUCAAUGCCAGGUACAAGAUGCUCAUCCACAUCCGCACGCACACCAACGAGAAGCCACACCGCUGCCCCACCUGCAGCAAGAGCUUCUCUCGCCUGGAGAACCUGAAGAUCCACAACCGGUCACACACAGGUGAGAAGCCCUAUGUCUGCCCCUACGAGGGCUGCAACAAGCGCUACUCCAACUCGAGUGACCGCUUCAAGCACACGCGCACUCACUACGUGGACAAGCCCUACUACUGCAAGAUGCCCGGCUGCCACAAACGCUACACGGACCCCAGCUCGCUGCGCAAGCACAUCAAGGCCCACGGCCACUUCGUGUCCCAUGAGCAGCAAGAGCUCCUGCAGCUUCGCCCGCCCCCCAAACCCCCGCUGCCUGCCCCCGACGGCAGCCCCUACGUCAGCGGGGCCCAGAUCAUCAUCCCCAACCCUGCCGCCCUCUUCGGAGGCCCCGGCCUGCCUGGCCUGCCCCUACCCCUGGGCCCCGGCCCCCUCGACCUCAGUGCUCUGGCCUGUGGCAACGGCGGGGGCGGUGGGGGUGCAGGGGGCAUGGGCCCUGGGCUGCCAGGCCCCGUCCUGCCCCUCAAUCUGGCCAAGAACCCGCUGCUGCCCUCGCCCUUUGGGGCUGGUGGACUGGGCCUGCCUGUGGUCUCCCUCCUCGCUGGCUCCGCUGGCGGCAAGGCCGAGGGGGAGAAGGGGCGUGGGCCAGGGCCGGCCAGGGCCCUGGGUGUGGAGGGCCGCAAGACACCCCUCGAGAGGACUGAGAGCAGCCGCUCCCGGCCAAGCCCUGAUGGACUUCCCCUGCUGCCAGGCACUGUGCUGGACCUGUCCACGGGUGUCAACUCGGCGGCCAGCAGCCCAGAGGCACUCACUCCUGGCUGGGUGGUCAUCCCACCAGGUUCCGUGCUGCUGAAACCGGCCGUGGUGAACUGAACCUGGUGGACAGCUUCCCGCCACCCAGCCAGCAGCUGCCGGCCCUGCCCCUGACGAACGGAAACUCUUCUGUGAAAUAGCAAUAACGUCCUCCUGCCCCUGUGGCCUGGUUGGCUGUGUUCCCCCGGCAGACCCAGCCUCAGACAAGCUGGGCAGCCAGGAUGGUGCUAGAAGGUCAUUGCUGGCGUCCCAGGCUCCCAAGGGAGGAACAGCUGUGCUCCUGGGUGCUGAGGCCUUGCUCACCUCUGGCCCUCCCCCUGCCCUGCCCUCCACCCAGCCCUCAGUCCCUAUGGUCCCCAACCGUGGUGCCUCCCUCAUCCAGUGGCCAAUCUGGGCAGGUCGCCCUCCCUCCCUGCCUUGCUUACCUGCCAGCCACGUCCCCGCAGUGGGGGCAGCUGGGGUGGCCUCCCUGCUGCCAUGGGGCUCCCUCCCCACCCCCUUCACAUGGUGAGCUGUGAUGAGGAGCCCCCUGGGAUCAAAGCCCUACUGCCUCCUGCCUAGCCUUGCUGGGCCCCUGCUCUGGAGGCUCCUUGGACCCCUUUCCCUCUGGUCCACCCUCCAGAGGGAGAGCAAGACAGACGCAGGCCCUGGCAAAGCCACAGGAAAAAGCCACCUUAUCCCUAUGACAAGGUGCCUCCCCGCGUGGAGAGGGAGGCCCGCUCUGCCAGCUGCCCCUCACCACUCACCCCUCGCAAACAGCCAGCACGGCCCAAGGGUGGCCCCUUCUCUGGGUUGACAGU
This is a messenger RNA of Ceratotherium simum simum (southern white rhinoceros), 2434 nucleotides long. It is a transcript of the gene GLIS2, whose product is annotated as GLIS family zinc finger 2. Gene Ontology annotation, cellular component: nucleus. Gene Ontology annotation, biological process: regulation of transcription by RNA polymerase II. Gene Ontology annotation, molecular function: RNA polymerase II cis-regulatory region sequence-specific DNA binding; DNA-binding transcription factor activity, RNA polymerase II-specific. NCBI's taxonomy places the organism in Eukaryota, Metazoa, Chordata, Mammalia, Perissodactyla, Rhinocerotidae. The record is from RefSeq and is a predicted model, not a curated record.